GAGUGGUUUACACAAAAUACAGCUAAAUUCCCACAAGAUAAUAGUGAUGUUGUUAUUGGUCGAUAUGCAGUUGAACAAGAAAUGAACAAACUUACUCUUCUAUGGACAUUAUGUGGUCUUACUUGCAAUGACUGUAAUCUUAAGUGUUUAAAAAAUCGUGAUCAUAAAGAAGGACAUGAUUGUUUAACUGAUCAUGAAUGUCAUGCUACUUGUCAAUUUACUGAAGCGCAUGUAAAUAAAAAUCUCAUCCCACAAUGCAGCCACAAAGCUGGUCAUGAAGGAAAACAUGCAUGUUCUCGUAUUAGCCAUUUAUGUGGAAAGCCUUGUUGUUUUUCGGACAAACGAAAUUGUCAAAAGAGAUGUUCGAAAGAGAUUGGUCAUGAAGAAGAGGAUGAAAACCAUCUGUGCCAAUCUCCGCGUCAUUAUUGUGGAGCACCAUGCUCUUUGGUUACUAACACGUCAAAGGGUGACUAUAGUUGUCCGAAUAAAUGUAUUAUACCAUGUGAAGAACAGCAUGAUUCUCAUCGGUGUGAAAAUGAAACAUGUCCUAUUCCAUGCCCGAUUAAAGAUUGCCAACGACGUUGCAAAAGCGACGACCAUUUUCAUGCCUACUCUGAAUUCGCGGUAAAUCAUUUUUGUGGAAAUGAACAUCAAUGCCAAGAAUUUUGUGAAGAUGCUGGUAUUUGUAAAGUCCAAACUGAACCAAAAAAGCAGGAGGAAACUUAUAAAGGACUUGUUGACAAUACUUCAAUUACUUUUAUUAAGUAUAUCCAAGUGAAUGAAAGGUUACAAUGCGGUAGAAAGAUUCCACCCGAUUCAUUCAAUCAUACGGGAAAACAUUCCCAUGAUCCAAACGGAGAGGGCGUACAUUAUUGCGAUAAAAAAUGCGUCUUUUGUGAAUAUUACUGUACUUUACCAUAUGGACACAUACAAAAUUUACAUGAAACACGUCAUGGAAAUAUGAUUCAAACAGAAUUUACUGCAGAAGAUAAUGAAUUUGAAUACGGAGGUCAUAAAUUAAAAGCCGGAGAUGAAGGAACUUUUGUAUUGUGUAGUUUGCAUUGCAAAGAAUUAGGCAGGCAUCGACACAUUGACUAUUGCAAAAGUGAAGAUGCUUGUAAAUUCAGUACAAAUCAGAAUCAAGAUAUACAACAUAUUAAUGGUCGCGUUCAUCCUAAUCCUAAUGAAGCAAAAGAUUUUAUCUCACAUCGGCUCUUCUGGGAGCGUACUGGUUUUAAAGAUCCAUAUACAGUUCAAGAGCAACAGGAAUUUGCUAGGUGUGAUCAUGAAUGUAAAGAUGAAAAACAUCAUAAACCACAAAAUCCAAAUGGUCCACCACCACCCAAGUCUUAUUGUGAAUUGCAACUUUUCCACGCUCCACUUGACCCAUCUCAAAAUCCACCAAAUGGAUAUGGAUAUAUUUCUCUAGACGGGCAUCACUUUAACUGCGAAAAUCCAAGCACACGCGAAGCCGCAUUUCACAUAGUUUUUGUCUUGGAUCGAUCUGGUUCAAUGUCUGACAGAGACAAGAGACCUCUACAAAAUACACCAAUUUAUAACACUCUUACUCAAACUCAUAAUAAUCGACUUGGUGCUGUUUAUAAUGCGGUUCAUUCGUUCGUAACUACUCGAUUUAAUUCGCAAUCUGCACAACCCAACACGCCUAAUAAUAUUGUAGCCUCCCGUGAUACAAUUUCUUUAAUCCUCUUUGACCACGAAGUGACAGUUGGAAUUGAAAAUGAGCCAUUAGCAAAUUACAAUAGCUUUAUAACCACGAUGCUUCAAUAUAGUGCAAGAGGCGGAACAGAUUUUAAUAAAGCGAUUCAGAAGGCCGGAUUUUUAAUCGAUAAACAUUUUGAUCCUACAAAUGUUGUCGUAUUUUGCUCAGACGGAGAAUGUGGAGUACCCGAUGCGCAAUUAAAUCAAAUUUGUUUGAGAAAUAAACAAAGAGGCAGCGAUAUGACCAGUCCAUCGUUACAAAAAAUGGCAAAUAUUGCACAAGGUUAUCUUCCACAACAAACUUCUGCUGGAGCAUUAAAAUGUCAAUUUACAAGAGCAAUCGAUGAAGUCAAUCUAGUUAAUACUUUUACUGGCGUUGCAGAAAGCUUAAGAAAACAUAAGCCCGCAUUGUUAAAAAAGAAUAUCUAA
Messenger RNA from Racocetra persica, 2148 nucleotides. Lineage: Eukaryota; Fungi; Glomeromycota; Glomeromycetes; Diversisporales; Gigasporaceae. The record is from the annotation of a GenBank genome assembly.